This is a messenger RNA of Magnusiomyces paraingens, 1356 nucleotides long. RefSeq lists its product as uncharacterized. Gene Ontology annotation, molecular function: calcium-dependent protein serine/threonine phosphatase regulator activity; calcium ion binding. Bases 1 to 1356 code for a protein of 451 amino acids. Lineage: Eukaryota; Fungi; Ascomycota; Dipodascomycetes; Dipodascales; Dipodascaceae. The record is from RefSeq and is a predicted model, not a curated record. The transcript has 5 exons.
AUGGGAGCUGGGUCAUCGAGUAUUUUAGAUGAUAUUGUUGAAGGAACAAACUUCGAUCGAGAAGAGGCUGAUCGUCUUCGAAAACGAUUCAUGAAACUCGAUAAAGAUAAUUCCGGAACCAUAGAUCGAGAAGAGUUUUUAAGCAUCCCAGCAAUAGCGACAAACCCAUUAGCGUCAAGGUUGAUUGAGAUUUUUGAUGAAGAUGGGGGUGGCGAUGUUGACUUUCAGGAAUUCAUCAGUGGUUUAAGUGCGUUUUCCAGCAAAGGUCAGAAAGAAGAAAAGCUAAGGUUUGCGUUUAAAGUUUAUGAUAUUGAUAGAGAUGGAUAUAUCUCAAAUGGCGAGCUGUUCAUUGUACUGAAAAUGAUGGCGGGGAAUAACUUGAAGGAUGCAGAGCUUCAGCAAAUUGUUGACAAAACCAUUAUGGAAGCGGACAGGGAUGGUGAUGGGAAGAUAUCAUUUGAGGAAUUUAAACAGAUGGUUUCGAAUACCGAUAUUUCUCAAAAUGUCUAUGCCAAAAAGAAGUCAGCCAAAAAUGCUGGAGUUGAAAAGAUAGAUUAUGAUUCUGAGGCUCGAAAGGAGUUUCUCACAGGAUUUCACAAGAGAAAGGUCCAACGAAAAGAAAAGGCUCAAGAAGUUGCAGCAAAGCGGGCCCGUCAAGCACGGAUAGAAGAGCGUAAAAAGCUACGAGAUGAACGAAAGGCAAAAUUGGCGGAAGACUUGAAGAAUUACAGACUUGCAUACCAUAACUCAGGACUUCCAAUUUUGGGAAACACCAAAAAAGACGAAGAUGAAGAUGAGGAAGAUAAUCAAGACAAGACAGAACAUGGAGACGACUCUGAUUACAGUGAUUGGGAAGGUAUUGGAGAAAAGAGUGAAGAAAAGUCUGUUUCGGGAAUUCUCAAAAAGCGGCAGAUUUAUGAAGGUGAUGACAGUGAUGAUGAAUCUGCAACCGUCGUUAUUGAGGAAAUGACGGAGGAUAAUACAAUUAGCACUAAACCUGGAGAUAACUAUGUUUACCCUGAAAUGUCGAAACAAGUGCUUCAAGCCAGCAUUCAAAAAGCUAAGGCAGCUGCUCUUCAAGCAUCUAUUUACGGAUUCCCAGAACCUAGCAUAUAUCGCGACGAGGACGAUCCUCUCGGUUUAAAUGAUGAAGAUAGUGAUGACGAUCAAACGAGCAAAAAGAAGGCGACAAUCGAUGUGAAUAAGGAAUUUAAGAAUAAGAGACAACCUCGGGAAGACAAGAGAAAGAAAAACAAAAACACGCGGUACUUGACUAAAAGCGAGCGCCUGCAAAACGCUCGGCGGGAAAAGAAUAGAAACAAGGAAAAGCGCCAACGUGCAAAAAAUAGAAAAUAA